Camponotus floridanus (Florida carpenter ant) is the source of this 2872-nucleotide messenger RNA. Its product is annotated as zinc finger protein 2 homolog. Bases 346 to 2340 code for a protein of 664 amino acids. The record is from RefSeq and is a predicted model, not a curated record. Gene Ontology annotation, cellular component: nucleus. Lineage: Eukaryota; Metazoa; Arthropoda; Insecta; Hymenoptera; Formicidae. The transcript has 8 exons. Gene Ontology annotation, molecular function: RNA polymerase II cis-regulatory region sequence-specific DNA binding; DNA-binding transcription factor activity, RNA polymerase II-specific. Gene Ontology annotation, biological process: regulation of transcription by RNA polymerase II.
CGCGGGUGGGGUACAUCCGGUCUAAUGGCGUCGAGGGCCAAGCACUGUUGUCACAUUUUGUCCUACAGUGUUUCAAUAUUUCACUUUGUUUAUGUCACGCGAAUCACACGGGGCGAAGACGAGGACGAGGGCCGGACGCGCGAAUUAUCCUAAACGAAGGUGAGAGCGAGGGGAUUUUCGUGCGGGCGACGCGUAUCAAAACGCCGCUGAGAUUUUCCGACUGGUCCGGGUGCAGUGACCUUGGUCCCGCUGUCAGACCCAAGGUACAAAAAACUGACUUCUAUAAAUCGGUAGAAGAUUUUGCAAAAGACAACACUUGGACGUUGUCCAGGGAUACACUCAAUUAUGGAAGUCACAACAGAGGAUGCACAGGCUGUGCUCUUGGAGGGAAUGGAAGGUGCACAGUACAUCGCCAUUCAAAGGGCUGACGGAGAAGCUCUAAGUAAAGGAGUACCACUGUUAUCCUUGAACGGUGAAUUAAUCUCGGAGGGUAUGGUCGUGGACAUGAUUAACGCCGGUGUUGGCACAGAUUACGGCGCGGGGGCACAAUAUUACGAAUCAGACGACUUGUUGCAACAGGAACUGACAGAGAAUAUGAAUUAUGUGAUGCAGGAUGAUCGUAGGCUUGCUGCGGCUCUGGUUGCGGUACAGUUUCAUCACCAGAAGCAGCAGCAACUCCACAUUCAGUCCCAACACGAGGAUCCAACUCUUCCAGACGUUUCUCAUCUAGAAACUCUAGCGCCUGUGAAUUCGUACUCGAUUCAAACAGUGCCGGAACCGAAUACCACCUCUCCUGUAUAUCCACCUUUGCAACCCUUUAAAAGAAUAACGCAAAACGUAAAGCAAGAGUUCAUCAAUGUUAAGAGCGAAUAUGACGUUGAGGUUUCCACAGAGAGCAGCGAAGAUGCCACAUCGGCGUCCGGACCUAAGAAAACUUUGCCACAUAAGAAGAGAAUACCUCGUAAGCUGAAGCAGCAACAGACCAAGAAGAACGCGUCGCGGAAGGACAAUAGCAAAUCGGGUCAAGAAAAUACGACAGUUGAACUGGCUAGUGAAAUCCAAGUUAAUGUCUUCAAAUGUGAAUUGUGUAGUUCUAAGUUUAACAGUCAGCUGAAGUUCUUUGAACACUUAAAGGUACAUUAUGAACCGGUAAAACAGGAGACACGAAUAGCUCAAGCGACGAAUACCAAUAUCACAAUAUCAGUGCCAGAAACAGUACAUAGUUUAGAAAAUACUGUAAUCGAAGAAUUCAGCGAACCCGAAGACCUUAUGGAAGGUAUUCGAGGUGUAGUGGAAGAAACUGGUGCUCAUAUCGAUGAUGAUACAGACUCUCCGCUGCCCAUUGCAAACAACGAAUCAUCAUUGUGGACCAUUACCGAUGCCCCAGAAGUACAACAGAGGGACCAACAACAAUUAAAACCAUCGGUCGUUAACGAGAAUAAAACUUCCGACGAGAAGGCAAAGACUGACAUUCCACAGACAGCUAAGAAAAAGAAAUCACCAAAAACGCGAAAGUCAAGUGACGAUUUAACGUGUCGUGAAUGCAACCGUUCAUUCCAUCAUAAAAAUAGCUUAGUCUAUCACAUGCGAUCUCACAGUGGAGACCGACCGCACCAGUGCGAGGUUUGCAGCAAGCGAUUUUUCGCUGCUAGCGCGUUAAAAGUUCAUUUGAGACUUCAUAGCGGCGACAAACCGUACAAAUGCGAGGUGUGCGGCCGACAUUUUCGACAAUGGGGCGACCUGAAGUAUCACUCGACGAGCAUUCACUCGGAGCAGAAGCAAUAUCAGUGCGAAUACUGCGCCAAAGAGUUUGCCCGAAAAUACUCACUGAUCGUACACAGACGUAUCCACACCGGAGAGAAGAAUUAUCGCUGCGAGUACUGCAGCAAAACGUUCCGGGCGAGCAGUUACUUACAAAAUCAUCGUCGUAUACACACGGGUGAGAAGCCACAUCCGUGCACGGUCUGCGGGAAACCGUUCAGAGUGCGAAGCGACAUGAAGAGGCACAUGCACACGCACUCUCGAGCAAAGACAAAUGAGAAACAGCAGUCGCUGAACAGGAUCCUAACCGGGAAGAACGUGGAGGACAUGGAGGGCGAUAAAAUACAGGCGAAAACGAUUCAGGAUCUUGUGAGAGACCUGAAAUUGGAGGUUGAGGCAUCAGGCAACGCUAUCGUCCCACCAGACGAUAAUCCGGAGAGCAUUUUGCCUCACACUGGCGGACAAAAUCUGGAGUACACUAUAACGUCGACGGCAGAUACUAUAAUCGCGGACAGGGAUCCCCUGGAAGCCGUUGCGCGAACGACUGAUAACAUACAAUACUUUUUUGAACCGAUAUAAUGUUGGACUAUUUGACGGAACGAAAAUAUGUGUCGUAUGUUGUGCGACAAGUUGGAUCACUUAUAUUGGCGGAAUAUUGGCGCUCAAUCGGUCUGUAAAAUAUUGCAUCUUUAUCGCGGGCUCUUGAGCAGAUUGUCCGGAAAUAUAUUAAUAACAGCUAUAAUUCCAUUUUAUAAUAAAAAUUCUGUUAUGCAUAACUUUAUAAAUCUUUUAAAGAUUUUCACUUCCGGACAAUCUAAUGUAAAUUCAACGACUGACGAGUGAAUUACAUUAAUGCACUGCCUAUAAACAAUUGUAACAUAUGUUCCAAUAUUUCUCGAAUGGAGUAAAUAACUUAUGUAAAAAUAUAUAGGUCGUUACCGUUUCACACAAAUGAAAAUCGGAAAAACGCAGUUCUAUCAAACAAUAUCACACACACAGAUACAUAUGUAAUAAUCAACACUAAUCACGCAAUUGUACAUUUUUAAGUCUAGACAAUUUAGUGGUUUAUAUAUUGUGAAUCAUCGUUAAAAAAAUAUAUUUUUUACUUGAA